CCCAAUAACUGAAAUUACGCACCCCAAAAAAUUCAAAACACCAGUACUUUUCAUGCUGUUCACAACAUAGUGGACAGCCCACUGUACAUAUGCACAAAACCAGACAAAUUAGUGUGUUUUAAUGUUCUGUUCGCUACUCAAACGGUUAACUCUGAACCCGGAAAAGGGCGAAGUCUGCACAGCAACAAGCGCCAUGAUUGCGUUGCACUGUGCGUCCCAGCAGCUGGAUACCAUGGAGCAGCUAGAAGAGGAACUUACGUGCCCAAUCUGCUGCGGUCUCUUCGAAGACCCCCGGGUUUUGCUGUGCUCUCACAGCUUUUGCAAGAAAUGCUUGGAGGGACUGUUGGAUGGAAACCGAGGUCCAUAUUUCAGAACACCUAUCAAAUGCCCCACAUGCCGCAAAGAGACCCCUCACAACGGCGCCAACAACCUGCAGAUCAACUACUCUCUACGUGGGAUUGUGGAGAAAUACAGCAAAAUAAGGGUUAUGCCUAAAAUGUCUGUUUGUAAACAACACUGCGGCCAGCCUCUAAACAUAUUCUGCGCCACGGAUUUAAACCUAAUCUGUGGGUUUUGCGCGACAACAGAUGACCACAGAGGGCAUACAUUCUGCUCCUUGGAGGAGGCGUAUGAGCAGGAGAAGGAGGCGUAUGAAGAGCUGCUGCGCGGGGUGGAGAGCUGGCAGAGCGCAGACAUCCUGUCCUGCCUGGAGACACUGCAAGCCAGUAAGAAAAAAGCACUACAGUAUGUGACCAAGGACGCAGCAAAGGUGACAGAUUAUUUCGACAAACUCAUCAGUAACAUUGAAUGCAAAAAGAAUGAGAUCCUCUCCGAUUUUGAAACGCUGAAGCUGGUGGUAUUGCAGAAAUACGACCCGGAGAUCACCAAGCUGAGCGCGGCGGUGGAGGAGCACACACGGGCGCUGGGCAUCGCCGAGACUUUCCGGAGUGAAUCCGACCCCCUGUGCUUUCUGCAGCAGAUGCAGGAGUUUCGGGAGAAGUUUAAGGUCCUGAAGGAGACUCCGCUGCCCUCUCGGAAAUACACGGACGUCGGUCCUCUCGUGCGUAAUUUCGAUGUGAAGAAGUGGGACUCACUGAGGCUCAGAGAAGUGGACAAGAUCUCAGUCCCCCACGAGAAUGGCCACUACCGAGAGGGGGGAUCACGGAUGCCAGCGUCGAGAUGGAUCACCUUAUUAAUAAGUGUGUUACUGCCGAUUCUGCUCGUGCUGCAGCCGCACAACCUGGCACCCUACGUGCCCUCGCAGGUUGGACCGAUGCUCACUGCUGUUUCCUCGCACCUGACCCACACUGGGGUGUACCUGCGGGAGAUGACUGACAUGUACUCAGGUUUAGUGGGUGCAGGUCAGGAAUGUAUCGUGAACUUCUUUUACUAUACUGUCAGUGUCAUUGACACGUUGUUUAAUGAAUAGCCUGUGACAUCUCUGUCGUGCACUCACUGCUACAUUCCAAGGGACCCUUGACGCGCAUAACACUAAUCUGACAGAUAUGCACUUCAAUAUAUGGAAACACUUUUUUUGAUGUCUUUUUUUUCGUUUUAGGCCAAGCUCCAACCUCAUUGAAGCCAACGAAUCAAAUAAAAUCAGCCACUAAUGAACAGUUAGCACAACUUAGCAGUAACAGUUAACGGUAACCUACAUUUACAUAGAUAGACACUAUCGGUGUGCAAUCUACUUUCUCUUUUAUCAGUAUGACACACUCCAAGAUGAUUUUGAUAAAUAAACAGUGAAAUGUAAGUCACGUCCAUGUUUGUUUUUUUAUUUAGUGCGUCAUGCCAACUCAGCCCAUUUUUUUUUAGAGGCACAAGCGAGCCUUACGUGUGUAAUAAAAAUAAUUUACAGAGUGUAAUUCCUGGCCUCUUCCCUGCAGAGCGCGUCAGCACCACAGUGAUGCUGCAACCUCUUCAAGGUUACAAGCGUUGCAUAACAGGGCCCGUGUGAAAUAUUCACCAGGCUGCAGUGAAGGAGGGGAAAAAGAACACCGUAUAUGUUAAUGAUAUAUAUACAUGAAAACUGACAGCUGUCCCCCCCCCCCAUCAUUGAUAAUAAUACUAUAAGGCAAUACACGAUUGUCACGUCUGCAGGGAAGUGUCUUUAUUUCCACACAAGAUCUAUUUGCGGAGAUUCACGUGACUCGUUCGUUGCAUGUCCGGUCUAUAAAGUCAAACAUCUGCUGCCUGUUAACUUAAGACUGCAGUUCAGACGUAUUUUCUGCAAUGCAUUUGAAUUUGCAGAACACUGAAUUGUAUGCCUUAAAUCCAAAUGCAAGUGUGUGUGGAAACAUCGAAGCAAGGCUAUUCAAAUGAUUUCCCAUUUAGGUAGGAUGGGAGACUUUUGGCUCAUCACCAAAUAAUGGUCUUAACAGAAAAAUAGGCCAUAUAUAGCGAAAUGACAAACAGUGAACAGUGCAUUGAUUACUUAUCAUUAUGUGUAUCUAUUCUUCUUAGCAGAAGUUGAUUUUGAAGUAGAGUAAAUUGAUAGAAAUCCUAAAAUCAGACCACAAAGUGAACCCGUGAUGUCAGCACUGACCAUAAUUCAGGAUGUACGUCAUGGCAUGCAUGUACAUAUAUAGCCUUCUGUUGCCAGGCAAAUACAACAUGAAAAUAAAUGGACCACUCUACAUUAAUAUUUUAAUUGUCAUGGCACGCAAAUUUGAAUAUAGCCUUUGAAAACGUUAACAAAAUCCAAAUUAAGACAAAUGUUGUUUCCGAUUUUAGACUUUUUUGAAUCAUUACCGAAAAGCCAGGUCGCAUGGUGAGCCGCUCUACAUCUACACAGGCCUAUGGUGUGGCUUAAUAAAAACUACAUUUAAAGUCGAAUUUGCUAACAAUCCAGAUUACAUAAUAUCCAGAUGAGUGCAAAGCCAAUUUGAUGUCUCCACUGUUCAGUCACAUCACUGCAGGAGCCACAGUUUUGCGCUGAGGCUCUGAGUGUGUGAGGGGGAUUAAAGACUUUUUGUAUCCCUGUAAUAAAAUGCAUAAUUGUUCAUGUUACUUUCUUUUAUUAUAUUAAUUUACCAGAGAAAUUAAUUAACACAUUUUCUGAAACAUGUGAGUGAAAGUACAGUAGUAGGCUGCAUGUGCAAAAAACGGACGUGUUAUUCUACAAUUGUACAGGUAAUUAAAAAUAUGCACGAUAAAUACAUGUAAUACAAAGUGUUGAAUAAGGCAUAACAAAGGCAAAACGGCAUAAAAAGUGAAGCAUAACAGUUGUAAGACAACAUGUGGAAUGUAACGCAUCACUAUCAGGACUGCUUCCAUAUUUUGAUGUGCAUUGCUUUUCUAAAGACGGAACAUAGUCAGACACACACGACAUUUAACAUUCUGUAAAAAAAAAAAAGGGUAACCUAAUUGAAUAAUUUCCAAAAUGAAUAGGAAUUAAGUAGGCCUGCGUUGACAUUGUUAAUAUUUACACAGAAAUAAGCUAUGCCAAUAAUACAAAUAUAUAUUAUAUGAAGGCUUAUAUUUCAAAAACAUGAACUAAAUUCGAAUAUUUCUCAAUUAAAAAAAUAAUAAUUCAGAGAAACUCCUAGCGUUUAGGAAAAAAGAGCAGUCACAAAUCUCACUUUUUCUUCUCUCCAGUAUCAUUUUUCAAAAAUCCCACUGUUGCCAAAUACCUUAAAUCCAGAUAAUAUAUAAUUAUGAUUGCGAAAAAACUAGCAGAAGAUAAUUUAGAAUUAUUAUUAAAGUGGCCUACAAGGCCAAAUGAAAGGAAAAGGCGUUCACUCGGUGGACGGCAUCACAAUACCGGGCUUUAGAACAUGUUCAAAUCAGAAAAGACCCAUAAUUUCCAAGUGAAAUGUAUCAAUGAAGUAAAUAAUUAUAACACGUGUUUAUCUAUUUAGGAUUUAUUUUCAUCCAAAGAUUUAGUCCGUGCGAUUUGGUGAGCAGCAACCACUAAUCUGAUCUUGAAUGUGUUUUACGGCACAAAGUCACAUAAACAUGUGGUAAAAAAAAAUGCAAAAAAGCCAGAUCAACCAAUAGAUGCCACAUAUUUAAAAAAACGUUUAAAAUAAAUUAAAUGAUUGACUUUUUAUUAGGUAAAUCUGAUUUGAGAUGUCCUGGGACAACUGAGAUGCCCGCAUUGAGCGCAUCCGAAGCAACUUAAAAUGGAGGAUUUAAGCCAUGUUACGGGACACGUCAUGCGUAGCUUUGCCGUUAAAAUUGGACUAUCUCAUAUCUUUUGUGCAUAUUGAAUUCAUAAUACACAAAUAAUGUCAAACCUUUGGGUAUAAACGAGGAAAUCAUAAAGACCGUCUGGGUCCAAAUCGAGCAGAAACCUGUUUUAUAAAACAUUUUCGAAAUCAAAAUAUCUUGACAUUUAAACAACUCAUUUUUGAAAAAGAAAAACUGGUGUUUAUACUGAAAUGGUAUAAUUAUUGUACUCAUUUUUAAUCCGCAGCAAAUCUGUGAUCGGCUGAUGAUAAACAGGCCGGACUUUCCCACAGCGCUGCAGGGAGGGCACGCGGCUGUCACGUGCAUGAUUUCUUCUUCAUGUAUGGCGGUGAAUUUAUCUAAACGAGGGGCAUUCAGUCAUGCCCGGACAUGUCACCGUCACUGCUCAGCCUUUUUAACCCAUUCCUACGACAUUUGCUCCCCAUACAAUGGCCUCAAAGAGUCACCUGACCCCAGGGUUGGAGGUCAAGUGACCUCCUGCACCCCAUCGUGCACAGGGACGCGGACACGACAAACCAUCACCUCCCCUGAAGUGGUCUGGGCUGGCCUCUCGUCUGUGUUACACCAUCUUCUGCCUGUUUAAGCACAAACUAAAGGCAGAUCUGACGUCCUAAGCUGUGCAGAAAACACGAAUGGCCAUCAUAAUUAUCCACAUGAAAAGAUCUAUGCAAAUGUGAGCUUCUCAUCGUGUUCAGAAAGCUAUCUCUAUCCACUACAGCCAUUGAAGGAAACUACUCAGUCACAAUAUCUUCGUUCCAAACAUUAGUGAUUAAUAACAUUUACAGAUCACACAUUUAACCAUCCAGAAUACCAGGAAGGAAUGUAAGAUUAGAACCCGUUUCCUAUCUUUUCAGUUUGUCAUGAAAGCACCAUUACACACUACCACAAAUCCUUCCAUCACAUAAGAAAAUAAGGCCAGAUAAACAGGUAUUAAGCUUGCCAAUUAUAUUUGUCCUGUGUUUGGCAAGAAUACACACAGUGCAAACAAACUAUGUUACAGCAGCUUGUUCACAGCAUGCGAUCUCUACAGAAGUCAAAUACAAAACCAAUUCGUCCAGUAAUACAAAAAAUAAAAUGACCUCUUACAAUGUUUAAGUCUAUGAGAAACUGAGGAUGUGCGGACCAAGGAUGGUACUGAUAAAGAACUGCUUUGUGUCAUACGAACACCAGCACUGUAAUGGGACGUGUUAAUCCUAGAAAAACCUGUUACAUUUUGCACAGCCAGCAAAACAUGUCCAGCAUAGCACGGGCAGGGUGACUGGGAUUCCCUGGAAGCAACGGCAGUAUCUUAUGAAAUGAAUUACAGAGAACUCCAGUAAACCCUUUUUCACCAGCAGAUAUGUAUUCAUUGCAGGUAUAUUAAAGCUGGGCCCCAACAUGAGCAACAGCCGUGUCUGUGUGUCUACAAUGUGUGAAAUAUUCACACAAACUGGUGUACCUGCCUCUCCUUUAGAAGUAAUGCAUUGCAACCCAAUAGUUUGCAUUCCUUAAUAUUACAUUUCUGAUCAUUCCAGUUAUUUACUAGAACUUACAUUUUAAUGAUCACAAGCUUCCUCUUACUGCCAAGGAAGACAGAGCAGCAAUAAACAGGAUGCCGACAAAGUAGUACACUGUGUUGCAAUUUCAAAAGUACGACCCAAGGACUUAGUUUACACUUGACCAAUAGCAUGGAACUAUUAAAAACUUUUUGGAACCUUUGAUUAAAUGCUUAUUUACAGUAAAUAACUUCUUACAGAACCACCACUAUGGCUAUUGUUAAGAUCCUGCUAAGUGUGUAUUUUGUAUGUUCAGGCACACAAUCAGGAUUGGCAAAGGAGGAAGCUAAAGAGUGAAAGUUGGAUAGCACACCCAUACAAGAAAUUACACUAACACCGGCUAUACUUGAGGUAUGGUUGGUAUUCAAACUUAAAUGCAAAUAAUUAUUCAGAUAUUAGACCAACUUUGGGUCAUAGUGUAAAAAGUGUGUCUUAAAAAUAUCACCAGUAUAUUUUUCCGCAAAAAAACAGGCUUUAUGUUUUUAUGUUACACCACGGACUGAGUUCACAUGUUCAUAUAUCAUUGGAAUGAAUAAAUACAUCAAAGUGUAA
This is a messenger RNA of Gymnodraco acuticeps, 6278 nucleotides long. It is a transcript of the gene trim13, whose product is annotated as tripartite motif containing 13. The transcript is spliced from 3 exons. Gene Ontology annotation, molecular function: zinc ion binding. Gene Ontology annotation, biological process: positive regulation of macroautophagy; innate immune response; positive regulation of canonical NF-kappaB signal transduction. The coding region runs from base 122 to 1429 and encodes 435 amino acids. The record is from RefSeq and is a predicted model, not a curated record. Lineage: Eukaryota; Metazoa; Chordata; Actinopteri; Perciformes; Bathydraconidae.